This is a messenger RNA of Stegodyphus dumicola, 5640 nucleotides long. It is a transcript of the gene rdgB, whose product is annotated as retinal degeneration B. Lineage: Eukaryota; Metazoa; Arthropoda; Arachnida; Araneae; Eresidae. Gene Ontology annotation, biological process: phospholipid transport. The record is from RefSeq and is a predicted model, not a curated record. Gene Ontology annotation, molecular function: phosphatidylcholine binding; phosphatidylinositol binding; phosphatidylcholine intramembrane carrier activity. Gene Ontology annotation, cellular component: cytoplasm.
UCUUUUGACCUCUAACUUAAUGGAGAAACCCUUCAGUUAACCGAACGUUCGUAUUUUGAUGUUGAGCGCCUCGACUGGACUGUCGCGCAUUCUUACGCGCCGUCGCGGAACGGAUUGCUCAUCCCGCUGCAAGAUGGCGCUAACUUCUGCCGCCCGGUAGAAUCCCAUCGAUCUCUAGAAGAUAAGUUUUCUCUCCGGAAGAUGGGUUUAUUGUUAUUCUGUUAUUAUUUAUUGAUAAACUGAGACUUGCCUAAUAAUUUUCCGUACGUUAUCUAUUCGGAAUGUUUUUGUGAUAUUUUCUUAAUUUGUUUUGCCUUUCUGUUUCGAUUUCUCGGCUUGUGUUUACAGGUGGAUGGAAGACGCAUGAUAAAAACGCGGCGUACAUCGAUUAGAAGGAGAAAGAUAGCUUUGGCAGAGUAUGGAUGUGAUUUAUAUUCAUAGAGAAGAAUGCUCGUAAAGGAGUAUCGAAUCCCUCUGCCCCUCACAGUUGAGGAGUAUCGAGUUGCCCAGCUGUAUAUGAUAGCGAAAAAAAGCCGACAAGAAAGUAAAGGUGCUGGUAGCGGUGUUGAAAUUCUUGUAAAUGAACCAUAUUCUGAUGGGCCUGGUGGCAGUGGGCAGUAUACUCAUAAAGUUUAUCAUGUUGGAAGUCAUCUUCCAGGAUGGUUCAAAGCUCUGUUGCCAAAAUCUGCUUUGACAGUAGAGGAGGAAGCAUGGAAUGCCUAUCCAUAUACAAAAACAAGAUAUACGUCCCCAUUUGUAGAAAAAUUCUUUUUAGAAAUAGAAACAAAAUAUUUUGGAGAUGCAGGUCAACAAGAAAAUGUCUUCAAUCUAACUGGCAGUGAUUUGAGGAAUCGUAUUGUUGAUUUGAUUGAUGUUGUGAAAGAUCAGUUGUACGGAUCAGAUUAUGUACAGGAAGAAGAUCCUAAGCUUUUUGUGUCAUCUAAAACCAGUCGAGGACCACUUAAUGAUGACUGGAUUGAAGAAUAUCGUAAUGAUAACAUUCCAGAAGGAAAAGCUGUGAUGUGUGCCUAUAAACUAUGUCGUGUUGAAUUUAGGUAUUGGGGCAUGCAGACAAAAAUUGAAAAGUUUAUUCAUGAUGUUGCACUGAGAAAAACUAUGCUGCGUGCUCACAGACAGGCAUGGGCUUGGCAAGAUGAGUGGGUGGGUCUCACUAUGGAGGACAUUCGACGAUUGGAAAGAGAAACUCAAGAAGCUCUUGCAAAAAAGAUGAACAACGAUGAAGAGCAGCCACCAUCUGUACAUCCUAGUCCUUCUGCCCUUUCAGGACAGGAAGUUGAUUUAACUGCAAUUGACAAAGAUAAAGAUAAUGAAUCUUGUGUACGAUUGGAUGGGAGCCCAUCUCCUAAUAGAGCUCGAAAGCCACGAAAUCUCUCAGUGGCUAAUAUAAAUGAAGAUAUCAUUGCAGAAGAUGGAAGACAAAAACUUUGGUCUAGGAGUGGCUCUAGGACAGCUCUUUGCUCUCCUAGUGGUAGUUCAAAUGCCAGUUUUGAUCUGCAGUUGGCUAACUGGAGGAUGGAAAGUAUUGUACGGGAUUCAGAUACCAGCUCAGAUGAAUUUUUUGAUGCAGAAGAAAAUGUGAUUGAAGCUCUAACUUUAGCUCGAUGGAGUUCGGUAGAUAUGAUUCCUGAUGAAGAUGAAAAAGAACAAAGUGUACCUGAGGCAACUGAUUUUAGAGAUGAUAACAUAUUUUCCAACUUUUACAUCAAGAAAGUACAGACUGAGCAUGCAAAUGCUCGACCACCAAGUGUUGGGUCUGCAGGUGCAGUUACUCGUAGCAGUUUGGAUGCAUCAUUGCCCUCUACACCUACAGCCUCUCCAGCUCAUCAGUCUUCAUGCACUACUACAGUUUUGGCACUAGUUCUGCAUGCUGGCAGUGUGCUGGACUCUGGUCUUGAACCAACUGCUAACAAGAAGACUGAUGUUAAUACUUUUGCCACUUCUUUUGAAGCAGUUAUGAAACAGCACUAUCCUGCACUUCUUAGCCAUUUAACUAUUCGCCUUGUUCCUUGUGCUGCUGUAUGCUCUGAAGCUCUCGCAGUUCUGUCUAACUUAAGCCCAUAUAGCUUCCAAUCUUCUCCAUCAGCAGUGGAAGUAAUUUAUCAUUCAUAUGAUUCAAUACCCCUUGGAGCAUUGCCCCUUUUUGCUGUAUCUUCUCCAGAAUACCAAGAAACUGUUACAGCUGUGAUCAAUGCAUCAAAUGAAGUUUACAGAGGGUUUUUACGCUCAGAAGAAGGAACUGGAUUCAGUGGGCAGGUAAUUAUAGUUGCAGAUAGUGUAGCUUCUUUGAUGGCAUAUGAUGCUCUCUGUCGUAAUGCAAGGUAUGAAGGAAGAUUUGGCAGUGAAACAAGUAUAAAUGAUCCAGAGGCUGCUCAAUCACAGACAUCAAAUACUCGAUCUAAUCCUUUGAUAUCUAUCAGUGAUGGAGGUUCAGUGGAUGAAAGUCAAGAUAGCACAGCAGAUCCAAAAUCUCGUCAGACAGCAAGAAUAUAUCGUAAAUCGCACUCCCAUCCUCAAGAAUCAGAACCUCCUCACUGUGAUAAUGUUCAGGUUAAUCGCUUAUUGUCUGCACCUAAUACGAGGCGUCACAGCUCAGCUUCUAAUGACCCAAGUUCUCACUCAAAAUUUGAAUUUGAAGUGAGUGACUUUUUCAUGUUUGGAAGCCCUCUGGGUACUGUCCUAGCAUAUAGAAAAAUGCUCACUUUUGAUGACAAGAACAAUCCCCCUCCUCGGCCGUCCUGUAACCAAGUGUACAACUUGUUUCAUCCAACAAAUCCAUGUGCAUCACGCAUUGAACCACUUCUAAGUGCUCGAUUUGCCCAACUAUCUCCCAUUAACAUUCCUAGAUACCAAAAGUAUCCUUUAGGAGAUGGGCAACCUCUUCAUCUGUUGGAAUACAUACAGACCUAUCCUCAUCUUUUCUUAGAAGGUCAAAGUGGAAGGCGAACUAGUGAAGCUAGUAUUGCCAGUACAAUGUCUGGAAUGAUUGAUAUUGUGCCCAUAACUACUGUGGCAUCAUUGACUCAGCGAUGGUGGGGCCCCAAAAGAUUGGAUUAUGCUCUUUAUUGUCCUGAAGGUUUAUCUAAUUUUCCAACUAAUGCUCUUCCUCAUUUAUUCCAUGCUAGUUAUUGGGAAUCAAAUGAUGUCAUAGCAUUCAUCCUGAGACAACUGAUGCGUUCUGAUGGCUUAGGUAUGCCUGGAGAAACUGAGAAAGAAGUAGCUGCUUUCAUACCAACACAACCGAGAGAAAAGUGGAUCAAGAAAAGGACCUCAGUAAAACUGAAGAAUGUAACUGCUAAUCACCGAGCAAAUGAUGUGAUUGUUAAAGAAGGGUCACCGCAAAUUAUUUCUGCUCGUUUCAUGUAUGGACCUUUAGACAUGGUUGCUCUUACUGGUGAAAAGGUUGAUAUUCAUAUUAUGAAGGAUCAACGUAGAGGAGAAUGGACAUUCUUGACUACAGAAGUUACAGAUAAAAAUGGCCGCCUUUCUUACACUAUCCCUAAAGAUCAAGCUUUGGGUUAUGGAAUGUUCCCAGUUAAAUUAGUGGUUCGGGGUGACCAUACUUCAUUAGAUUUCUUUCUAACAGUUAUUCCACCUAAAACAGAAUGUGUAGUUUUCAGCAUUGAUGGUUCAUUUACUGCAAGUGUAUCCGUCACUGGCAAAGAUCCUAAAGUUAGAGCUGGUGCUGUUGAUGUUGUAAGGCACUGGCAAGACCUAGGAUAUUUAAUAAUAUAUAUAACUGGGCGACCUGACAUGCAGCAGCGCAGAGUUAUGUCUUGGCUUUCCCAGCACAACUUUCCUCUGGGCCUGGUUUAUUUUGCUGAUGGCUUAUCCACUGAUCCUCUGAGGCAUAAAGCAGAAUAUCUGAAACGUUUACAGACAGAAGCUGAAGUAAUAAUUCAUUGUGGAUAUGGCUCAAGUAAGGAUAUUUCUGUAUAUUCCAGUGUUGGCUUGCGUGCAGAUCAAAUUUAUGUUGUUGGAAAAGCUUCAAAAAAGCAACAUACAGCGGCAAAGAUACUGACAGAUGGAUAUGCAGCUCAUCUUUCUGAUUUGAAAGCACCAGGAGCUUCAAGGCCAGCUCAAGGUAAUGCACGUAUGAUUUUGUUUCGUGGCUGUUUUGGCUUACCUGGACAAACUGGAUCCACAAUACGGCAGCGACGCUCUGCUAAGAGAACUACAUCUUUUCCACUUUCUGGACAGAGUCAGGACUUACGCUCUGCCAUAGAUAAGACUAGUGAUGUCUCCAGAGGAUCUGAAACCUCACGGCAAUAGCAAUUCACAUGCAUAGAAUAUUUUUUGUUUGUUUGUUUUGUUUUGUUUUUUUGUUUAAGGAAGAGAAAAAUUCCACAAUUAUCACUAUUAUUUAUCCAUACUGCUAACUUCUUUAAUCACCAUUUGCUGUCUGAAAUUUCUUAAAUUACAGAUGGAAUCUUUUAUAUUUAUGCUAUAAAAAGAAAAUGGAUUGUUUAUUAAUUAAAAAACAGCAUUCAUUUAUUCUGCCAAAGAUAAUUUAAAAUAUGUUUUUAUAUAUAUUUAUGUUUGUUUUGUAACACUAAAUAUUGCUAACAAAAAUUUCAUACACAUUUCUUGUAUAUGUGGUUCUUUUAACCAUUAUCACCUAGUUGCGUUGAUCCUCAAAGCAGUAGCAACUUUGCCUAAUAUAUGUACAUAACAAAUGUAUAAAGUGUGUAAAUAUGUGCUUGUCAUUUUAAUGUUAAUAUAAAUAUUUCCCAGACCAAAUGCUGAUUUAUUAAGAGUGAAAAUAUAUCACUUAUAAUCAUCUGCUGCUGUGUAAUUCACUUGCUACUUUUAUACAAAACACUUUGUAGCAUAUUUUUGUCUAUCUGUACUGAAUGUAAAUGAAAUGCAGUUUUUUGUGAAUAAAAAAUUUUCAACCAUUUUCUCAAAGGUCUAAUUAAGUAAUGAGAAAUAUAAGAGCUAAAAAAUUUAAAUAAUUUUAUUAACAGCUCAAAAUUGAACAUUAUUCUAUGAUUUUUUUUUUUUUUUUUUUUUUUUUUUUAAACUAGUCAUCAUUUUGUAUGUUAGCAUUUUGCAGAGUUUAUUGGAAUAUUUGUAUAUUUUGAAAUUUAAUGGCAAGUGUAUUUUUAUAUAUAUGCAAACAAGUUUUACAGAAUAGGAACAGAAGAUCAUUUCCAUAAAAUAUUAUACUUGCUAUAUGUUAAAUAUAUUUAAUCAGUAAAAAUGUGUGUAGUUAAUAAAGCUAUUAUAUGCAUCACAGAUGCUUGCACCUAGAAUGUGACCAUUCAAUAAAAAUCAUUUUUGUUAAUUGCUGUUCUGUGUAGAGUAUAAAUAUAACUGUUUGUUAAUUUCAUCUUUUUAUUAAAUGUCUUGAUCAAAAUCCUCACAAAACUAGUUAACCAUUUUACAGCAAACAAAACCACUGACUAGUCUCUGAGUAUGUUCCUUUUGAAACCACAAGUCAAUAAUUGUGUGAAAAUGUCCUAUUCCAUUUUGUGAAAACUGAUGUUGUGUAUGUCAUCUGUAAGAAGAAUUUCAUUUCAUACAAAAAUGUAAAAUGUAGAGAAUGUGUAAAUGAUUUUAAAAUAUAUAUUUGUUAACUCACGGAUGAACAAAGUAACGCAAAAUAAAAUGUUAAGCAUA